AGAGCAGCGAUGAAAUCCGUGGACUGUGUGCACGUCAUCCAACAGAAGGAUACCGCCUCCUCUCCCUCUGCCCCCCCUGGUGCUGCUUCAGGCACCACGGGACUUUUUUCUGUCACAUUCCUGUGGCUUGCAAUGCUCCUGUCCUCUUGUCUUGCAGCAGUGUCUCUUUACCAUGUUAUCACCCUGAAAACAGAACUAGAAGCUCUGCGCAGUGAGCUGAUCUACAGGGUCCAGGCAAGGUCUCCGCUAGACCGGCCACCCGUGUCCCUUGAUGAAAAUAAAGACAGUACCCCUGUUUCUUCCUUCCUGCGAGUGUCUGCAGCUGGCGCCAGGCAGGAGAACAGGCUUCCCGGUCCUGGCCCAGAUAAAAGCUUCCAAGAGGAAAUCUGGAACGGGAGCAGAAACAGGGGGAGAAGGGCUGUUGUCCACACAGAAGAAACAGUGCUGCAGGCCUGCUUGCAACUGAUUGCUGACAGCAAAAGUGAUAUCCAGCAGAAAGAUGAUUCAAGCAUUGUCCCUUGGCUACUGAGCUUUAAACGUGGAACAGCUCUGGAAGAACAAGGGAAUAAAAUAGUGAUCAAAGAAACAGGAUAUUUUUUCAUAUAUGGCCAGGUUUUAUAUACGGAUACAACAUUUGCUAUGGGACACCUAAUACAGAGGAAGAAGGCCCACGUGUUUGGUGAUGAUCUCAGCUUGGUGACAUUGUUUCGUUGCAUCCAAAAUAUGCCACAGUCUUAUCCGAAUAAUUCUUGCUAUACUGCUGGCAUUGCAAAAUUAGAAGAAGGGGAUGAACUUCAACUUACAAUACCACGGAGAAGGGCCAAAAUAUCCUUGGAUGGAGAUGGUACUUUUUUUGGUGCAGUUAGACUCCUCUGAAGCCCUUCAUUUCUGUUAUUACGCUUAAUGCAGUUUUCUUCUUUUCCUAUGCCUUUGUCAGAAAAAAUACUGAAUUGUAAUAAAGCUGCCAAUUCAGUCUCUCCCCAUCCACCACCAGCUUCUUAGAACUUUUCUUCAGUUUAAUAAGCAAACCCAAAACAGGAAACACACCAGACAUACUUGUGAGAUACAACCAUCACGUGAUUAACGGAAAGCCAAUUUAUUUUAGACAAUGGGAGACUCUAAAUAACAACAGUAAAGCAAUGGUUUUUUGGCUUUGAAAUGAUUUCUUGUCCAUAAGGCAGGUCAAAGAAGGAGUUGACUAUAAAGUAUAGCAUAAACAGGACCAUUGACUAUCAAAUUAUUAUCCGUAAUUGAAAAGGAAAACUAAACCACAA
Molecule: messenger RNA, 1274 nt
Organism: Gymnogyps californianus (California condor)
Lineage: Eukaryota; Metazoa; Chordata; Aves; Accipitriformes; Cathartidae
Gene: TNFSF13B
Product: TNF superfamily member 13b
Exons: 6
Coding region: 10-876 (288 amino acids)
Biological process (GO): immune response
Cellular component (GO): membrane
Molecular function (GO): tumor necrosis factor receptor binding; receptor ligand activity
Source: RefSeq, a predicted model, not a curated record